Molecule: messenger RNA, 11119 nt
Organism: Myxocyprinus asiaticus (Chinese sucker)
Lineage: Eukaryota; Metazoa; Chordata; Actinopteri; Cypriniformes; Catostomidae
Product: msx2-interacting protein-like
Exons: 14
Coding region: 1221-10403 (3060 amino acids)
Biological process (GO): regulation of alternative mRNA splicing, via spliceosome; regulation of transcription by RNA polymerase II
Cellular component (GO): nucleus
Molecular function (GO): mRNA binding
Source: RefSeq, a predicted model, not a curated record
AGUGGACGCAGGCUCCCUCUGCACUACAGAGGGACCUUGGUGUCAGAUAACAGAGGGUUGAUAUUGGGUUAAACACAUGAGAAUGAACCAGUUCCAUUACAGAUUCAUAAGACCAGAUUCUAGAGAUCCCUCUUCAUUCUCUGAGGCCUGACUUCGCAAACGGAAUUAUUAAUCCUUGUCUAUCAUGUAAGAAUGAGUGGAUUAGAUUGGUGUGUUCAAAAUGUGGGAUUACUGUGUGAGCCAUAUUGGAUAAUACCCCACUGGAAAAUAUCCUGGUCAGUUUGGAUAUUACGAUGCCGGAGAACGGGUGAGUUUUGGAUAUUAGUCGUUCCCCGAAAUGUCGGAUAUUACUCCUUGGAUCGCGCGCUUUGGAAGUAUAUGCCAAUAAUGGAUUAAUUGCAAGAUUUUUAAUGGGAAAGUAGUUUCCAAGGUAUCUAAAGUCUUUUAUUCCCUUUUCAUUUGCCUUGCACGAUUCUCCCAUCACUCAUUUGGUCAUUGUGCUAACUGUUUGUCAUGGUCUGCCGUGGAUGUGUAUCACUACCGUGGAUUAAGACGAAGCCAGAAAAACGCAAGACUCAUAAAGGUCGCUGGAUUUAGGACAGGAUGUAAGUGAGGGUCCAUGUGGAGUAAGUGUUUGAUGUCAGGGCUCCAUCAUUUCCAUUCGUUUUCACCACACAUCAUUCUUAGAGAGGGACAUAAACAUGAAUCACGCAGAGCUGGAACCAGUGGAUGUUUAACCGAAGCUUUGAAGACCAGAAGACCACAUGGCUGGAAUGAGGAAGAUUCCUACCACGUAAAAGUUGGAUGUAAACUCAUGUUGGAUGUAAAGGUGUAGAUUUGCUGGAUUACCUGAUCUAAUGUGGAUGUACACGCUCGGAUGGGCGGAUGAACUUUAGAUAUCAUGGAAGCUUCUUCCUUUCAGGAAUUUCCAGAAGUCUUCCUGAAUGUGUUCUCUGAGGAACUAAUACAUGGAAUACAGACUGGAAUUACAGACUUGUUUUUUUGCCAACUUAAUACACCGAAGCUGAAUUUCUUUCCCCCUGCCCCAUUGAGUGUACAGCCUUGAGAUUGGUGUUUGGAUUAUUCCUCACGCUACCACUGGAAAACUGCAUUUUAGAGAAUAUCCUGAGUCAGGAAUAUAUAUUUUUUAGCAGAUCUUGAGUACAUUACAAACAGUCGAAGGAUCGCCUCUGCCGACGCAGCCCUAUUUCACCUGACGGAUGAAGAUUUUUUUUUUAUUUUUUGCACAAUGGGAAUCAGGACUUUAUCCGCCGUUUUUCCAAGCACCGCAUUUCGGCGUCAGUGUUUUUGGCUCACACAAAAUUCCUCCUAUAUUGUAUUGGGAAUAUGUAGGGUCAGUUACUGCUCUCAAAAGCAGCUCUGACAGUCGGGAUCGUGCAUAUGAACACAGUCCGUACGGACAUCAUGAACGCAGCGGCACUUUUGACAGGCCGCGGCAUUACAACACAGACUAUUAUCGGGACCGCUCUGUGUUUACCUCUGGGGUCAGCUCGAGCCCGGCGGCUAGCACUAUUAGCGGUGGCUUUGACACUCCAGAGUCUCACUUUGAGUCUCGAAUUCGUGAUCCUUUCAACCUGCCCAGUUCUACUCGCCGUGACCCUUACAGGGACGACCGGGGUCGGCGUACAGAUCGGACGUACCACCAUCGGAGGAGUCGGUCCUCGCAUUCUUCCCAGUCACGACACCCGUCACCUCAGAGGAGUACAGGACAGACCCCUAAAGCCCCUCACUCCCCUAAUAGAGCCCCUGUUUCCCCCGGACGAGGCCCGCGGUCACGAUCACGCAGCCCGUCUUCAAGCUCUGAUUCAGUCAGCAGCACCAGCAGCACUGGAAGUGGCAGCAGUGAUUCAAACAGCAGCUCCAGUGAAGGGUCUCGAGCACGCUCUCUUCAGUCUUCAGCGACACAUGCUCCUCCGGCACCUCCCAUGCUCACUCUGGACUCUGAUGAGCCACGAAGGAGCUUUGGGAUCAGAGUCCAGAACCUCCCAACACGAUCCACAGAUACAAGCUUGAAAGAUGGGCUUUUUCAUGAGUUUAAGAAGUAUGGUAAAGUGACAUCAGUGCAGAUCCAUGGUGCUUUGGAAGAGCGUUACGGCUUAGUGUUCUUCAGACAACAGGAGGACCAGGAAAAAGCUCUCAGUGUGUCCAAGGGAAAGCUCUUCUUUGGCAUGCUGAUUGAGGUGACUGCCUGGAACGGCCCUGAGACGGAAAGUGAGAAUGAGUUUCGGCCCCUGGACGGACGUAUUGAUGAGUUUCAUCCAAAGGCCACCCGUACGUUGUUUAUAGGAAAUCUGGAGAAGACGACUAAUUAUCAGCAGUUGCUUGAUGUCUUCCAGCGGUUUGGAGAGAUAGUGGAUAUUGACAUCAAGAGGGUUAAUGGCAUUCCCCAGUAUGCAUUUGUUCAGUACUCUGAUAUUGCAAGUGUUUGUAAAGCCAUUAAGAAAAUGGAUGGAGAGUAUCUUGGUGCCAACAGACUUAAGCUUGGUUUUGGGAAGAGCAUGCCUACCGCGUGUGUGUGGUUAGAUGGUCUGACCUCAAAUAUCACAGAACAGUACCUCACACGACACUUCUGUCGCUACGGACCCGUCAUCAAGGUUGUAUUUGAUAGGUUAAAGGGAAUGGCUCUAAUUCUAUACAACAACACUGAUUUUGCCCAAGCGGCUGUUAGGGAAACCAAAGGAUGGAAGAUCGGAGGAAACAAAAUUAAGGUUGAUUUUGCCAGUCAAGAGAGUCAAAUGGCUUUCUACCGUUCUAUGCAGGCAUCAGGGCAGGACAUCCGUGACUUCUAUGAUAUUCCAUCAGAUAGGAGAGAUGAGCGGAGACCACCAUAUCAUGAAUUUUCAACAGAAAGAGCAUAUUAUGAGAAUGUAAGGACUCCUGGCAAUUACGCUGAAGACCCCCGUCGAGACUACCCUGGUCGCAGCCGAGAUCGCUAUGCAGAAUUGGACCAUUACCAAGGGGAACACUAUGAUCCCCGUUAUCACGAGGACCCACGUGAAUACAGAGAUUAUCGAGACCCUUUUGAGGAUAUCAGGAAGUACAGCUAUAUCCAGCGGGAACGUGAGCGGGAGCGUGAACGCUUUGAGGCGGAUCGCAGCAGAUGGAGCCCAUCUCAUCAGCGCCGCCCCUUAACUCCCUCUGCUUCACCCUCAGCAUCUGAUCGUGUAUCACGUGAAUCUGAAAGAUGUGUGUACAAACACUCUUCUGAGAGAUCCGGAAGCUGCAGCUCUUUAUCUCCACCCCCACCUCAUUUUGAGAAGUCAGAAAAAUCGCCAAUCGAUUACAAAGCGGAAGGGCUGGAGCCAGAAGUAGAGCAGACUGAGGCAGAGCGUGUAAGUGGGGCAGAGAACAAAAAGCGUAGCAGACGCAAAGACAAGGCUGACAGGGAGAAGGGAGAGAAAGCCAAGCAGAGAAGAGGUAAAGUUCAAUCACCGAGUAUACCUAAUUCUGAAGCAGAUAGAGAGGCUAGUCUGGAAUUAGGUUCUGGAAAGACAAAAGUUUUGGAUGUGGAAUCCCAAGAAAGACAAAAGCAUAAAGUGGACAAUGAUCCCUCCCCUGCUGACCAUGUGACUCGCCUGGAGUCGCAAAAGGGAGAGCGACUUGAUCAGGGUAAAAGUGAGUCAUUGGACAGGGAUGGCAAAGGAAAAACAAGAAAACACUUAAAAUCUGAUUCUGGUAGUGAUGGUAAAGAUUCCCUUUUGGAUUCUGACAGACUUGCAGCAAGAAAGAGACGGUUUGGUGAUCCCAGUGGGAAAACUAUACGACAGAAAAGAGGGCGUUUAGAGGAUGAUCCAGGUUCUGGGAUUAGCCAUCCGGCUGACUUUGGUGCAAACACAGGAUUUGUAAAAGAGACAGAUUUUGAUUUAAAAACAGAAAAAGAGGCUCAAAAGAGAGAACAUUCCAAAUCGAGGAUGAGUUCUCAUUACAGUGAAAGGGAAGAGUUCGAAAUCAGUAUGAGGGGGACAUCUCUGGGCCCAUCAGUGCGAACAGGUGAAUUCUCUGAGGUUGAUGCUUUAGACUCAAAAUCUCACCCUGGGCCUCGUAUAUCAAGACGAUAUUCAAACGAUGGAGCCUCUGAUAAGGACAAAAAAGUAAGGGAUGAGUAUCUAGAUAAUAUUGAUCUUUCCCAGAGCUAUCGCAAACAAAUGGAGCAAAAUCGAAGGCUACGCCAACAGCUUCAUGAGUCUGAUAAACCAGGAAAACCAGAAACUCCUCAGGGUUUAGAUGCAGAAGAUCUUGAGCAUCGUAGCCUGGUGCAUGAGGUAGGCAAGCCUCCACAGGAUGUCACUGAUAGUUCUCCUCCAAGUAAAAGCAAGAAACAAGAGUCAUUUGACAUGGAUAUUAGCUCUAAGAGAGAACGGAUUUACCGAACAUCCAGGCAAAAAAGUGAAGAGACUGAGUGGAAUAACACAAACUCUCCAAGAUUUCAGCAUGACCCUCAACAAAGAGAGGAAGAAUAUAUGGACACUCAUGGUCAAAUGACUGUUAAAGAAGUAAAAGAACCAUCUAGACCUGAGGAUAAUGUUCUGCCAGAUCUGGAUCUUGCUGGUAAACAGAUGUAUACAUCACAGAUGUCGAAGAUAAAUACAUCUAUACAAGAUGAGCAGCAAAGAUGCUGGGAUAGUCGACUAAAGCAAGACUUGUUGCCAGACUUUCCAAGAAGCUCUGAGAAAAGGCGUCUCAAUCAGAAAUACUUGGAUUAUGGACUUUGGCCUGACUUGGAGCCUGGUGAAGUGCGUUCAGACUCUGAAGAGGAUCGUGAAAAUAAACCCAUCUCUCCUAUGCCCUCAACAUCAGUAUCUUUCUCAGAAAGACAUCACACAGACAGAUUGUCAGAGACUAAGUUAACAACCUCUCUGGAGAGAAACAAAUUCCGUUCUUUUGCAGAUGAUCAGAUCACACCAGAUACUAAAGCUUUGUUAGAGCGUGCAAAGUCUUUGUCGUCCUCAAGGGAAGACAAUUGGUCUUUCCUUGACUAUGAUUCACAUUUUGCCAGUUUCAGAAGUAGACAGGACACAGAAAAGGUGGAGUCAACACCACGACCAACACCCUCAUGGUACCUGAAGAAGAAGAAAAUUCGAAGCGAGUCCGAGGACAAAACGGAUGACAGGAAAGAAGAUCCAAAGCCAGAAGAACAGGAGCGACGAGAGUUGUUUGCAUCACGCUUUCUCCACAGUUCUAUUUUUGAGCAAGAUUCAAGACGUCUCCAACAUCUGGAAAAAAAGCACGAGGACCCUGAACAGGGUGUUGGAUAUCUGUAUUCUCAGCAAGGUCCAGCUGAGGGGCAGCCUGACCCAGAACCAGUUGUGCUUUUCCAUAACCUUUUUGUAGAGCUGACAAGGUUACAGCAGCAGAAGACUAAAGAACAAUGCCUUCAAGAUACCAAACAAGAAGAAAGCACAGAUGGGACCAGAUUAGGUAAAAUACCUGAGGAAGAACAAGCACCAGAGCAACAGAAUGCAACAGAACCCAGCAUCCAUCAAACUGAGAUCACAUCAAUUAGCCUUGUUCAAGCCCCUCAAAUAUUAUCACCUGUUUUGAUGGCCAAAGAAUCCUUGCCAUCUGUGGAAAUGGAAUGUGUUGAUGCUUCCUCCCAUAAUUUGCUUGAGCAUUCCAUAAAAGAGGAAGAAAAAGAGCCUGAACAACCCUUAGCUCAGCCUUCACAGCCUUUGUUUGAGCAACCCUCAGAGUCUAAUUCUUCAGAAUGCCCAAAUCCAAAGACCCCGGUUGAUGACAUGACAGUGUCAUUAAAGACUAAUGAAUUUGAAAGUGCUCAUGAUACCAAUAAAGUAGUUAUAAAACAGCUCUCAAGCAGUGACACAUCAAUAAGUAACACACAACCAGAGACUGAGCCUCAAAUUAAGUUUCCUGAAUUACAGUAUUCCCUCUCUCAUAGCUCUACUGAGGAACCUGAAAAGGAACUAGAAAAAGUACCUGAGCCAACCAUUGCAGAGGUGGAAUCUAUCAAUACAGUUGAUCAGAAGAGUGGUGAUAAUUAUGCAGUUGAAGAAGCUGUUUCACCCGCUCCAAAAUCAAGAUAUAAAAAGGCCAAGACUUCACUUCCCACACCGGUAACAGCUACGUCUAUGCCUGCUACCCCCGACAAACAGAGCACCCGCAAAAGUGAGCGCAUUGAUAAGGAAAAGCUGAAGCGCUCAUCAUCUCCAAGGGGAGAGGCAUCCAAGGCACUAUUUGAUUCUAAGGCAGUUAGUAAGUCUCCAGUGCACAGCUUGGAUAUGGAGCAAGAGCAAAAUACAGUGCCGGUUAGGGCAAGGCGCAGGAAUGUGCGUUCUGUCUAUGCUACCCCAAUUGAAGAUGAAUCUGCUCCACAACCUGUGAAAGAUGCGGAAUCGCCUCGUAUUGCGCGGAAGCGUGGUGGAGACAAAGAUGUGGGCUCUGAUGUAGAGACCCUAAGUACACCAACAAACUCAAGACGUGGACGCCCCCCCAAGAAUCGGCGCCAAGCAGAGGAUGUACCAGCAGGAAGAGGUGAACGUUCAAAGUCAACUGAGACCAGAGAGUCAGAUGGCAAUGAGAUAAGCAAUGAGGGGGUUUCCAAAGUGGGUAAGGGCAAACUUUCACCUCAGUCACAAAAAGGAUUAAGUCCAGUGCAUGUGUCGUUAGCACCUGGACUUGGAAAAAAAGACAAAAUGGAGAAAAUGUCAGAAAGUUCUAAACUCAUAACUGAAGAAAACCCUCUUGUUCUUAAAAACCUUAGAAUUCGCCUUGAUGUGACAGAGGUAAAAGCAAUGCUUCAAACAAGUGAAGAUGAAACUGUAAAUGAUGAUUUUUCCAAAAAAAGUCCACCUGAUGCGUCUUCAAAGGACCAGUUAUUAGAAGCUAAAUUUGAAAAUGAUGUUAUUAAUGAGGAUGUUAAUAGUGAAAGGGAGGCUUUGCCCACCGCUCCACAGGAUACCUCGCUGUCUCGAGAGCUGGAGCUUGAGCAAGCUGUUGAGAAUAUUGCUAAGCUGACAGAAGAUUCUUCUCCUCAAUUUAAAAGUAACCUGACUAAGACACAACGUCCAUUAACCGAACUUGCUGAGGAACCAGAGCGUGACUCAGAAGAAGAAAAGCCCACCAAUCCAUCCAGCGAAACUGAGCUUGCUGCUGCCAUUGAUUCCAUUACAUCAGAAGAAACAUCUUGUGGGCUUCCACAAGUCAUUAGCUCCGUUUUAGAUUCAGAAGUGUCAGAAACCUCCGUCAACACCGCUGUUGUUCAGGAAGCAACCACAACCACUCCCAAAAAGGGGAGUAAAGGUAGAGCUAAAGCCUCGAAGAGGGCUAAAAGCCAAAAGGGUGCUGGAAGCAAAAAGCCCAUCAAAGAUAUAGUGUUGGAUACUGAGAGCAUCCCUGUGAAGUCGCCAGAAUCCACACCUGCAGAACUUCCUUCUGUCACAGAAAGAUCACCAACAAGUACCACUGUUGUCAUUACUUCCUCGUCCAAGCAGGGUGUAAAUGUAACGGCUCCUAAUUCAGACAUUCUAAAUGAACCUGACCUGCCUCUUAAAACAGAGCCUGAUAUACCAAAGUCCUCUCCAACUAUCAACAGAAGUCCAACGACAUCCAAAUAUCAGCCUUAUUCAUAUGAGAGCACAUCUCCCUCAUCUCCAACAAGAAUUUGUCUUAAGAAUUUGUCCUCAUACCCAAGCAAACUUUCUGUUUCCCCAGCUGACCGUUUCAAUCAGCCAAAAGAAGCAGGGGUCCUCUCCCCUCCAGUGACCUCAGUAGCCCCUGUGGAGAGUCCAACAUAUCCCUCGGACACCACUGCUCAUGAUGCGAACUUGGGUGAUUUGCGUAAAAUCCUCACAAAGCCUAGAACUGUCCCAUUGUUGGAACUGAGUGCUAAAUCUGGUAUUGUGCAUGCUCAUACUGUAAGGGAAAGUGAGAUUUCACCGGAUGUGGUGACCAGCAAGACUGCUCCUCAAGAUAACAGGCAAUCCUCCAUUACAUCUCAGCCUGUAGUUAGACAUCCUGCUUCAAUACCAUCCCCAGAAACAAAGCAGAUUUUCAGUGAGAAGUCUGUGAUUUCAGUUAUUUCUUCCACUCCUACCUCUGUCAUCAGUCGAGUAAGCAAUCCCCCUGAAUCUGAAGAGAAGCAAAAUGCUUUAAUUGGAAAUCCCUUUUUGGACAAGCAACCUCCAAAACAGAUUUACCAGCCAAUCUUGGAGGAGAGCAGCACUUACCAUUGUCCAGCUGUUGGAGAUGAAGGUGGAAAUGCUGGCCGCUAUAUUGUGGAUAGUACAUCUCUGAGUACAGGCUCCAGUACAGGACUAAGAGUUCAGACAUCAGAAGGAGUGGUGGUGUUGAGUCAUUCUGGCCAGAAAAUGGAGGGGAAGCAGCGUAUUAGUGCCAAAAUCAGCCAGAUCCCUCCAGCUAGUGCUGUGGACAUAGAGUCACAGCAACUGGUGUCCAUGCCCCCGAUCAAGCAGGAACUUUACAGUGCCUCCCAGCCACCUACUUCAAAAUGCCCACUUCCUUCAGAUCAUGGGCAUUCCAUAAAACCACAACCAAAUGUCUCCACAAUUAAACAAGAGACUGCUCUGGACAAAUUAGAAUCCCCCUACACUCCAAUUCAAAGUGGGGUUGUCAAAAGAUUGCAACAAACACCUGGCCCAUCACAGGUCAUGGGUUACCAUCACACAGAAUACCCAAUGGUGAUGAAACACCCCAAGAAAGGAGAUGGGCCGGAAUCCUUGGGUGUGGAUAGUGUUAAACCUGCUUGGGUCUCAACUAUUAGUCCUGCUAUAAGUCCACAUCUUCCCUCAGCAGCAGGUAAUCAUGUUGGGUUCAUGGCAGGCACACCCACAGACAGAGCUCCAUCACUCAUUCAACCUAAACAGGAGCCACAAUCUCCACGGAAGUCUGGACACCCUCAUUCUCCCUUUGCCAAAGUAUCAUCUCCAAUUGGCUCUUCAUCUCCAAAAGGCGUGUCUAUGGUGCUUCCGCCUGGAUUACCCUCUUUGUCCCAGUAUGUUUCCACCGUUCAUCACUCUGAGCAGUCUGUGAUCAUGCCUCCUCACAAUGCUCAUGUCAGCAUCGGAAGAAUGUCACCACACCGCGUCGGCCCGAUAGGACACCUUGCACAGGGUGAGGUAAGAGUGAACACACCUCCUCUCUCUAUGAUGAACUAUGGGAUUCACUCUGAGGGCCUCACUUCCUCUUGGCCUCCUGGCCAGCAGCGUCCCACAUCUCCUCAGGCUGUGGGGAACAGGGAAAUGGUCCUUAAAGUUAACCCAGCCAAUGCAAGGGGCCAUGAAGGAGGGGAGGAGGAUGCGAGACGUUUCCACGCAGUACUCGGAAGACCACCUGCUACUCAACUGAAACCAGAAUCCACACCAGCAGAAUACCGUGGAGCUCUGCACAGUGGUUUACCUCUCGAACGAUUCAACAUAUCAAGAGACAUGCGAGUACUCAUGCACCACCAGCAGAGUGAUCGUCCACAGGCAGAAUUACACCAGGGACACAUCCCUGAAAGCAUAGCACCUUCAACCCCUACCAGCAUGUCAGCAUCUCUCUCUCCUCGGCCACACCUGUUAGUAAAAGGAGUAUCUGAGAAGGAUCCUGUUAAAACAGAGUUGAAGAGAGCACCAUCACCCUCUAGUAAGGAAGGAAUGAUGGCAAUUCGUAGUGCAAUGCAUCCCAUGGCUUCUCCUCAGAGAGUCCAGCUGAUGCCAGCAGGAGCUGGAGCGUCCUUCCCUGAAUAUCCAGCCAUGUACACAAACCUACGGCCUGCCCACACUCAGUUUGCUGACAGUUCUCCAUUGGGGAUGAACCAGUCCCCCCACAGCAUCCCACCAUCACAGGGUGUUCAAGAAAUGGAGACGAACCAGGCACAGGCUGAAGCUAAAGUGGAGCCGGUCGGACAGAAGCCUGUGAAUAUGGUGCAGCUUCUGACUAAAUACCCAAUUGUGUGGCAAGGCCUGCUGGCACUGAAGAAUGACACUGCAGCAGUUCAGUUGCACUUUCUAUGUGGAAACAAAGCUCUUGGGCUGCGCUCUUUGCCGCUCCCAGAGAGUGGAGGGAUGCUCCGCAUUGUACAGAGGAUGAGGCUAGAGGCCCAGCAGUUAGAGGGAGUCGCUCGCAGAAUGACGGGGGAGAGUGAUUUCUGCUUGCUGUUGGCCAUGCCGUGCGGUCUGGACCAGGAAGAUGUGCUGAACCAGACUCAGGCACUCAAAUCUGCCUUCAUUAAUUACUUGCAGGCCAAACUGGCUGCUGGCAUCAUCAAUGUGCCCAAUCCUGGCUCCAAUCAGCCUGCCUACGUGUUGCAGAUAUUUCCGCCAUGCGAGUUCUCAGAGAGUCACCUCUCUCGUCUUGCUCCAGACCUUCUCAGCCAGAUCUCCAGUAUCUCUCCACACCUUAUGAUUGUCAUCACUUCUGUGUGAUUCACCCGAGCUGCCCUGAACGCUCGGAUGACUCCUUUCAGCCUCGAGGACCACAGCUGACUCGGAUCUGUGAGAUCUGAAGUCUGUGAAAGAUCCUUCCACGUCCCAGACUUGUCAACAGAUUUUUUUCUUAUGUCUCUGAUCCGCGGAUGGCUUCCUCUGUCUGCGUUUCUGUACAGUCUGAAUCAUCAUGUGUCUGCAGUGUUUGUAUUUAUUGAUCAGUUUCACUUUCGUUCAUGGAAAAAAUCAAGAUGUCUUGAUGGACAAGUGACACACCUGAACUGACAUUUUCUUCAUUUGGUGAUUUGAGUCUAUUUUUUCAAAGAAUCAUAAAGUUAUUGUAACAAACUAAUACGUGUUUUUAAUUAAUCAUGGUGUCCGUGUCGAGGAUGGAACGGUGGGAGGUUUCCGCGAUCACCCACAUGCUUCAUGUACCCGCCGUCUCGGCAUCAAGCGUGCAGGAUUUAUGGAGUUCCUGGAUUGCCGGACUGUUAAUAUUUUAAAUAUUUAAAACCUUGGCAAGAUGACCUAAGCCCAAAAGAGUCGCCUUUUAUGUUCAUCUUUAUCUGGAAGAGAAAGACGAUUGAAAUAAUGGUAACAGAAAGUAACAUUUGUGAUGUAAAUACUUGUGAGACUUUAGGGCUGGCAGCUCUUUGGUGGGUUUGUUGCGGGCACUUAAUUUUCUUACUCAAAUAAAAAAGGUCCAUAAAACUUGA